Messenger RNA from Nomascus leucogenys (northern white-cheeked gibbon), 2396 nucleotides. It is a transcript of the gene ZNF619, whose product is annotated as zinc finger protein 619. Gene Ontology annotation, biological process: negative regulation of transcription by RNA polymerase II. NCBI's taxonomy places the organism in Eukaryota, Metazoa, Chordata, Mammalia, Primates, Hylobatidae. Gene Ontology annotation, molecular function: DNA-binding transcription repressor activity, RNA polymerase II-specific. The record is from RefSeq and is a predicted model, not a curated record.
AAUGCUUCCGUCUUGGCCACCUUGCGAGUGCUCGGGUUGAGGUUCCCGGGCUUCCCUGACUCUGCUACCUGUUCUGGAGGUCGGGCUUUGGGCCCUUGCAGAGGUCGCCGAGGGGCCCGCGCGGCCGCCAGAGCCUGGCCCCAGUCCCCAGUCUUCAGAGACGCACUCGACUUUCCUGCUCCGAAGAGCUGGCCUGAUGUCCUCCGGUCGCGCUCCGCAGGUUCUUACUUUUCCAAGCCUAGAGAGCAGUGCAUGAAGCCAGGGGUCAUCAGCCAUGCUCCAGACAGUGUGGUUCCAGGGCUUGAGCAAGAACCUGUUGUUUCAGGAGCCAGUAACCUUUGAGGAUGUGGCUGUGUACUUCACCCAGAAUGAAUGGGCCAGCCUGCACCUUAAGCAGAGGGCCCUAUACAGGGAGGUGAUGCUGGAGAAUUAUGAAAAUGUGACUUCCUCAGCAUUUCCAUUCCCCAAACCAGAUCUGAUAUUCCAGCUGGAGCAAGGAGAAGCAGCAUAGGGUCCAGAUCCCUGGACACUUGCUGGGGGAGAGGCCCUGAGAGGCAUGUGCACAGGUGGUAAAACCAAGACUAAGAAUGAGGAACAAACUGCACAGCUAAACAUUUCUAAAGAAUCAGAGUCCCACAGACUGAUAGUGGAGGGACUGCUGAUGGACGUUCCCCAGCACCCUGACUUCAAGGACAGGUUAGAGAAGUCACAGCUACAUGAUACAGGGAAGAAAACAAAGAUAGGGGAUUACACAGAUUUGACAGUCCAGGAUCAUGAAUCUUCCACCAUUGAAAGGGAGGAGAUAGCCAGGAAAUUGGAAGAAAGUAGUGUUAGCACACAUCUCAUUACAAAGCAGGGCUUUGCCAAAGAACAGGUGUUUUAUAAAUGUGGUGAGUGUGGCAGUUACUACAACCCACAUUCAGACUUUCACCAGCAUCAGAGAAUUCACACUAAUGAGAAGCCCUACACAUGCAAAGAAUGUGGGAAAACCUUCAGAUAUAACUCAAAACUGUCACGGCAUCAGAAAAUCCACACUGGAGAGAAACCAUACUCAUGUGAGGAAUGUGGACAAGCCUUCGGUCAAAAUUCCCACCUUCUUCAGCAUCAGAAGCUCCAUGGUGGACAGAGGCCCUAUGAAUGUACUGACUGUGGUAAAACCUUCAGCUAUAAUUCAAAACUGAUUCGGCAUCAGAGAAUCCAUACUGGGGAGAAGCCCUUUACGUGUAAGGAAUGUGGGAAAGCCUUCAGGUGUAGCUAUGACUGCAUCAUCCAUGAAUGAAUUCACACUGGGGAGAAGCCCUAUGAAGGUAAGGAGUGUGGGAAGAGUUUGAGUUCUAAUUCAGUUCUGAUUCAGCAUCAGAGAAUCCACACUGGGGAGAAACCUUAUGAAUGUAAAGAGUGUGGCAAGGCCUUCCAUCGCAGUUCGGUAUUUCUUCAGCACCAGAGGUUCCACACUGGGGAACAACUCUACAAAUGUAAUGAAUGUUGGAAAACUUUCAGUUGUAGCUCCCGCUUCGUAGUGCAUCAGAGAAUCCACACCGGGGAGAAACCCUAUGAAUGCCAGGAAUGUGGGAAGACAUUCAGUCAAAAGAUCACUCUGGUUCAGCAUCAGCGAGUUCACACUGGGGAGAAACCUUAUGAGUGUAAGGAGUGCGGGAAAGCCUUCAGAUGGAAUGCAAGUUUCAUUCAGCAUCAGAAGUGGCAUACUAGGAAGAAAUUCAUCAAUGGAACAGGGCUAUCCGCAGUUAAGCCCUACUGUCCCUCCGCCAUCCUCUCUCCUCUGCCUCCCCAACAUACCUGCUCUGCCCCAGCCCCACCAGGGCCUCCCUUAUCUUCUUCACAUGCAGUGGUACUUCCUCCCUCUGUGCCUUUCUUCCUGCUGCUUCCCUCAUCUGAAAAGGAGCCUUCACCUGUCCAAAUAGUACAUUUUUUUCAGGAUCUCGCUUUUCCUGGGAAGUCAUCCCCUCAUAGCACGAAUCCUUUGUCUCACUCCCUGUAAGCCCCAUCACGUUCUCAACAUCCUUUGCACCUCAAAUUAGGGAUUCCAGUGGUCUCCUGAUUGUGUCUAUUGAUAUUCCUCUGGUCUUGUCUUGUAUAAGUUGUUAUUGUUUUCCUAACUUCAUUUUAAAUUCUCACACUUAAGGACCAUGUUUGAUUAGUUUCUUUUAUCCCUCGGGUAGGAAAUGGCAGUACUUAUUCUUUAUCGUGUCCACAUUUGGGCUGUAUUAUCAGUCUGCAUCUCUCUUCUGGGGCUACUGGAAUUGGAAAAGUUUGCAGAACAUUUUGGGGUUUAGGGCAUGUGACAUUAUGAUUAUGAUGAGAUGGGGCAUUAUAAUUAGAGACUAGGAGAAAUGCAAAGCCUGUGGGAGAACAUAAUCAGAUAAAGUGUCCAAUGA